This is a messenger RNA of Symbiodinium necroappetens, 178 nucleotides long. The record is from the annotation of a GenBank genome assembly. Lineage: Eukaryota; Dinophyceae; Suessiales; Symbiodiniaceae.
AUGUCGAUUUCGGUGCACGUCGCACUGUUGAGCGGUCAGAGCCUGCGAAUCUCGGCGGAGCUGGACUCGACCGUCGAUGAAUUGCAACUCCUGGCACAAGACAAGUCUGGGCUGCGCCUAGCUGGUCUAGUCGCCUCUGGCGGCCUUGGCACGGCCUUGAAGUUGAUUUCGACUUUCG